Messenger RNA from Brachypodium distachyon (stiff brome), 5030 nucleotides. RefSeq names its product putative disease resistance RPP13-like protein 3. Gene Ontology annotation, molecular function: ADP binding. NCBI's taxonomy places the organism in Eukaryota, Viridiplantae, Streptophyta, Magnoliopsida, Poales, Poaceae. The transcript is spliced from 5 exons. The record is from RefSeq and is a predicted model, not a curated record. The coding region runs from base 1905 to 4760 and encodes 951 amino acids. Gene Ontology annotation, biological process: defense response to other organism.
AGCCCGGCAACGAUACAUCAUGUCCUGAGGUGGCAGCAGUUAUUUCCAUGACCAUCACCGGGAAGAUGAUUAGUAUGAGGAGGACUGAUGCUAAUUCUAGCAUGGUUGCAGAUGAUGGGAACCUUUCCCUGAUGGCGCAGUCUAUAUCGACGGGGAUGCCCCUGUUUGCCCUCUCAUUGACAAACGUGAGGUGUGUGACAAGGUCCUGCCGCCUGAAGCCGUACCAUCCGACCUCUGCGAGCAUAGCAUAGAAGCAUGAGUAAAUUCCACACACUACUCUGGUUGAUCAAUACCGUCGUGAAGUUUUUGAGCUUUGGGGCAAUAGUGUUUGAUGUGAACCAGGUGUUUCUGAAGGGACCAUAAAUGUGCACCUCGCCGCUCUCCAGGGAGAAGUCAAUGAUCUCUCUUGCUUUCAACAGUUAACUAGGCAAGCAUAGGCCGUGGUGGGUGGAAGGUGUCGUUGCAGGUGAUGGUGAAGUAGUUAGGCAUAGCUACUCAGGCUGGCCGCAGCACAGCCGGUGCCGAUGCCAAGGGGAUAAGGGAUGGGCGUGUUGCCACACUUACUGGGGCAGCCUGGCGACGACACAGCACGUCCAAUGGUGGCAGCAAUUAUCUCCAUCACAGGGAAGAUGGUGAGCAUGAGGACUGUACUCCUUACAUGGCUACAGGUAAGGGUGGUUACUUGCUGGUGCACAUUUUGUUGCAUCGAUCAUCUAUAGUAAGAUCAUGACAGAUAAUAGGUUCUCCAGAAAGUAUGUGUAGCUUAAUUGAUUGCAGAAUUUUACUAUUCUAAUGCUCUUUGACUGGAGAUUAGGACAGAUCAUGCGUUGGAGAUUUCUACUAUUGUUACUUAACUAGCUUAGCUUAGAUCAGCAUCAACCAAGGGACCUUGACUUGAAUUUUGUGUUGCUGUACCACUGAAAGUUCUGGGAUCCCUCUGCAACUGAAAAAUGGAUAAGUAUAAAAUCACAAUCACAGAAACAAGUCUUUUUUUUUUUACAAACCAGGCUACCCCCACCUUCCAUUAAUUGCUCAACAGAAAUACCAAGUUUUCUACAAGGAUUAAAAGAGAAUGGAAGGGAGGAAAGCUAGUUUGACACACUAGCAGGCCGCUGUUUAUGCCCGCAAUUGAAACAUAAACUACAGGGCGAAAACAUAAACUUCAGAAAUCAGAAGUUGGCUAGUUGAUUUAUUUACACGUUUGGACUAAAAGCUUUUCUGAAACUGACAAGGACACAGCUUCCUGUCCUAGUUCCAUAGGUCGAGAUCUACCUGAGACUUCCCUCUGCAAUAACAAACUCUGGUAGUGGUAGCUACAGUCGAUUCAAAAGAAUCUUGGUUAUUAGACAGCAUGAAUUACGAUCUUUGCUUGUAAGGUCAGAGGGUGAUGCUAAUUAAGGUUCUGUUCUUGUACUACAAGGUCCAGGUGAUGACUGCAUAGGUAGGCUGCAUUGUGUUGCAGUGAGUACUCAAUAUCUGCACUGUGUUGCGGUGAAUAUCUUCUUCCUCAAGAGGAUUCCAUGCACUUAGCUAUGGCUGAAGUUUCAACGUCAUUUGGUUCACAACCAUAGCAUUGCUGACUAAUAUGCAGGAAAAUCUUGAGUUGCCCAGCUGAUCCCCACGACUGCUUGCAGAAAUAAAAGACCCAGAACAAAGCUUCAACUCGAUGCUUAGUCAAGAAAAGCAGGCCAUUAAGUGUAACAAAAUGCAGCAGGUGCUGGACUACUGUCUCCGGCCGGGGUGAAAGUGCCCAGAAGCAGCCCACCAAGUGCACACAGCCAACAGCCACCAUUCUCAUAUCAUAUGAUAGUCUUCUCUAUGCUCUAUCUUAGGACAACAAGCAUCUCUUCGUGCCUUCACCACACCUAGCCAUCCUGUAGAGUGCGAGAACCUUAGAUUGAGCUAUGGAGGUCGCAGCAGGGGCUAUGAGCCCAUUACUCCACAAGCUCGGUGAACUUCUUGUCGGUGAAUUCAAUUUGGAGAAACGAGUGAGGAAAGGCAUCACAUCUCUCGAGACAGAGCUGGCGCUGAUUCACGCCACACUCCUCAAGGUGGCCGAGGUGCCGCCCGACCAGCUUGACAUGGAUGUCAAGGUAUGGGCGGGCAAGGUGCGAGACCUCUCCUAUGACAUGGAGGAUGCCGCCGACUCCUUCAUGGUACGGGUGGAGGAGAGAAGUGACGGGGAGCAGCCGACCAACAUGAAGAACAAAGUGAAGAACUUCCUCAAGAAGACAACAAAGCUGUUUGGUAAAGGCAAGGCUCUUCACCAAAUCUCCGACGCCAUCGAAGAAGCUCGUGACCUCGCUAAGGAGUUGACCGAUCUGCGUAAAAGGUACAAGCUCGAGAUGCAUAGCACUGGUGUUCGUGCUAACAUCGACCCUCGCCUGUUGGAUAUGUACAAAGAUGUGACUGAGAUUGUUGGCAUCGAAGAGGGAAGGGAUAAGUUGGUCCAGAGGCUAACGGCGGGUGAUGAAGGGUCCGACCACCAAGUGAAAACAAUCUCUAUUGUUGGAUUUGGUGGACUGGGCAAGACAACUCUUGCAAAAGCAGUGUAUGAUAGGAUUAAGGUGAAUUUUGACUGUGGAGCUUUUGUUUCAGUGUCUCGGAGCCCUGAUAUCAAGAAAGUUUUCAAGGACAUUCUUUAUCAACUUGAUAAGGACAAGUUUCAAAACAUUCAUACCACAACAAGGGAUGAAAAGCUGCUCAUUGACGAACUCCAUGAAUUUCUCAAUGACAAGAGGUACCUUAUCGUGAUUGAUGAUAUAUGGGAUCAAAAAACAUGGGGGGUUAUCAAGUGUGCUUUGUCAAGAAACGGUCUUGGCAGUCGAAUAAUAACAACAACCCGCAAUAUCAAUGUCUCUGAAGCAUGUUGCUCUAGUGAUGCUGACACUGUUCAUAGGAUGAAACCUCUUUCAGAUAAAGAAUCCCAAAUGCUCUUUUACAAAAGAAUAUUUCAUAGUGAAACUGGAUGUCCUCAUGAGUUGCAAGAAAUCUCCAAAGGUAUCUUGAAGAAAUGUGGGGGGGUACCGCUGGCCAUCAUUACUGUAGCCAGCCUCUUGUCUAGUGAUGAGCAGAUAAAGUCAAAGGAUCACUGGUGUAAUUUGAUGAACUCUAUCGGGCAUGGACUUACUGAAGGUGCUCUUGUGGAGGAUAUGAAGAGAAUAUUGUCAUUUAGCUAUUAUGAUCUGCCUUCCCAUCUGAAAACUUGUUUAUUGUACUUGAGUAUAUUUCCUGAAGACUAUGAAAUUGAGAGAGAGAGACUGAUUUGGAGGUGGAUAGCUGAAGGUUUUAUCCAAUACAGAGAACGAGAAAAGAGCCUAUUUGAGAUUGGUGAGAGUUACUUUAAUGAACUCGUAAACCGAAGCAUGAUCCAGCCGGUACAUAUCAACUGUGAGGACAAGGCACGUGCUUGCCGUGUGCAUGAUAUGGUUCUUGAUCUCAUAUGUUCAUUCUCAAGCGAAGAAAACUUUGUUACUAUAUGGGAAGCGAAGGGGCGCCGAAGCAUACAUGAUUCACUAAGGAAGGUUCGUAGGCUGUCCCUCCAAAACACUAGCAUGGCAGAGCUCAGCAAUCCUGAGCUUGGUACCACAAACAUGUCACAAGUGAGGUCUUUUUCUCUUUUUAUGAAUGAAGAUGUUAAUCCAAUGCCAUCCCUUUCUCCGUUUCAAGUUUUACGGGUUUUGGAUUUAGAAGGUUGUUAUCUAUUUGGAAAACAAGAUAAGAUUAAUCUCAGGCAUCUCGGAAGUUUAAUACACCUGAGGUUUCUAGGACUAAAAGGCACCCGUGUCGGUGAGCAUCAGAUGGAAGUAGGCAGGUUACAUUUUUUACAGACACUGGACAUAAGAUGUACAUAUAUGGAAGAACUAUCACCGAGUGUCUUUCGGCUAAGACAAUUGGUGCGCCUAUGCAUUGAUAGCUGCACAAAGGUGCUGGUCGGGUUAGGGAACCUGGUUUCCCUGGAGGAAUUGGGCACUAUGGACGUGAGGCAUUUCUCUGAUGAUGAUUUCAAAGAGUUGGGCAAUCUGACUGAGUUGAGAGUGCUCUCUAUUUCUUUUUCUGAAGAACAGAAUGAGGAAAAGCAUAAAGCAUUGGCAGACUCCAUAGGCAACAUGCACAAAUUGCAAAGUCUAGAGUUUGCAGGCACUACUGGCCGCAUCGAUUUCAUCCCGGGAGCCUGGGUGCCUCCUCCAGGACUCUGUAAAUUUACCACAGGAUCCAAGAGGUUUUCGACGCUGCCGAAGUGGAUCAAUCCAUCUUCGCUUCCCUUCCUGUCCUACCUAUGGAUACGCAUGGAUCAAGUGCGAGGGGAGCACAUUCAGAUCCUUGGGACUCUGCGUGCUCUUCGUUUCCUCUGCAUACAGAUAAAAUCGGAUGGGCUCAUGGAAGAGCGAGCAGCCAUCGAACGGGGGUUCAUGGUGACAGCUUACCCACGCCUCAGAGAGUGCCGAUUCUUGGGUUUCGUUUCGGUUCCAUGUAUGUUCCCAAGAGGAGCUAUGCCAAUGCUGCGAUUGCUUGAGCUAUGGCUCCGAACGCUUGAUAUCGGCAGCGACCUGGGCAUGGGUCACCUUCCUUCCCUUGAGCAAGUCAGUGUUGGCCUUGUUUGCAAGGAAGCCAGCGUCGAGGAGGUGACGAAAGGGGAAACUGCUGUGAGGCUCGCAGCACAGGAGCAUCCUAACCGCCCCACUCUUCAUAUCACAAGACACGAUUUAGAACCGCUCGUCGAGGAAGAGCUCCAGAGGAUGAAUGGGACGAAUGAAUGAUUGAACUAAGGCAUCAGCAAGGAAGGAAGGGCAGGACUAUCUUUAUUCAAAGAUCCUAAUCAGUGCCUAGCAGCGGUCCGUCACCAUCGGACAGCACCAUUUGAUUAGAAACAAAACAUUGAGACGACUUGGUAACACUAGAUUAUUUGAUCUGUGAUGCCGACUGUAGAGCAAACUGCUUAGGCAUGUACUGUAAAACAAAAUUAUACACAAACAUUGUGCUAGUACUUCCUUUAUUUUCAACUUAUGGGUUGUUUUAGUUUUUUCUAA